AAACCUGCGGUGUAACGUUACUGGAAUGGGAAAGAGGAAGACGAGGAGCAACAGGAGAAGAAGAAGAACAAGGUGAUUCCUCAGCAAAAUCUCUGUUCAUACCAGGUUUGCAUUCUGACCUGCGGGCCAAUGUAAGUCGUGUUGAGUGACUGCGUGUGAAAGUUAAUGGAACCUCUUUGAGUUUUUGAUGUUGGGCCAAACAAAACAAGACAUUUGAAGGGACCAUCACUAUCCUCAUGUCCUAUGGGGGAGGCUUUCAGGGACGCUCUGAGCGAGUCCGCCAGGCGCCCCUCUAUGACCAGGUACCACACGGCUCCUUACCCCGAGAAGACUCCUUCACUCUGCAGCCACUGAGAGAGCAGAGAGCCCCUCAUCUCGCUAAGAGCGCCGACCCCCUCCCGGCCCCCCCUCUGCCAGAGCAGCCUCCUGUGGGGCAUGAGUUCGAUCCCAGCGGCAGCGAGGACAACAGUCACCCAGACCUCGACCCCGCCAUCGACAUCAAGCCAGUCCACCGCUUCGUCCCAGACUCCUGGAAGAACUUCUUCAGAGGCAGCACCGUGGGCAGCGACAAGUGGUCCAUGCCUGAAUCCUCCGUUAACAAUAACAAUAGCACCACUGGGGGGCAGCGCUGCUCACCCCCUCAGUCCCCCUCUGUUCCCGGGUCAUACCGGGAUCCCUAUGGGGGCUCAGGAGGUAGCUACAACUCCAGAAAGGAGCUUCUGGAAGGACCGGAUCCUCAGGAGUCUGUGUCAGGGCACACCUACCGCACGGGUCUGACCUACAGCGAGCGAGUGGAGGAGUACCAUCAGCGCUACGACUACAUGAAGUCCUGGGCAGGCCUGCUGAGGAUUCUAGGCUGUAUUGAGCUCCUGCUGGGAGCUGCUGUGUUUGCCUGCGUCUGUGCCUACAUCCACAAAGACAAUGAAUGGUUCAACAUGUAUGGAUACUCCUCUCCUGGGGGAGCAUACGGAGGCGGUUACAACGGAGCCAUCACAGGCGGGUCCUACUACUCAGGCCCCAAGACCCCUUUUGUGUUGGUGGUGGCAGGGCUGGCCUGGUUGAUGACUGUGAUUCUAUUAGUGCUGGGGAUGACCAUGUACUACCGCACCAUUCUGCUGGACUCCUCAUGGUGGCCCGUGACUGAGUUUAUCUUGAACCUGGCCCUGGCAGUGCUCUACAUGACAGCAGCCAUUAUCUAUGUACGUGACACAACUCGUGGAGGGCUCUGCUCCUAUCCAGUCUUCAACAAUGGCAUCAAUGGUGCGUUCUGCAGAACAGAGGCUGGCCAGACUGCUGCCAUCAUCUUUCUGUUUGUCACGAUGGUAAUUUAUCUGAUUGGAGCCAUCGUGUGUCUCAAGCUGUGGAGACAUGAGGCUGCACGCAGGUACCGGGAGCUGAACGGCCUGGAGAUGCUUCCCUCUGAGAUGCGAGCUGGACGCUCAUUGGUUGCUCCAGGUCCCGCUCCUGGACUCAAAACUCCCGAACAGGCCCAAGAGUCAUCAGUGGUUCCCAUCCAGGCUGCUCCAAAGUUUACGCCAGCGCAGAUUCUACAGGGAGCUAUACCAUCAGGACACAUUCCAAAACCUGUUAUUGUGCCUGACUAUAUUGCUAAGUACCGAACCGUACGGACAGACGAGGAGCGGGACCAGUACCGAGCUGUGUUCAACGACCAGUACGCAGAGUACAAAGAGCUCCACGCAGACGUGCAGGCCACCCAAAAGAAGUUUGACGAGAUGGACGCCAUGAUGCGUGGCCUGCCCCAGAACCCAACAAGCCAGAUGGAGGUGGAUCGUAUUUCCAGGAUCCUUCAGGACUACCGGAGGAAGAAAAAUGACCCAACGUUCCUGGAGAAGAAGGAGCGCUGCGAGUACCUGAAGAGCAAACUGUCUCACAUCAAGCAGAAGAUCCAAGAAUACGAUAAAGUCAUGGAGUGGAACGACGGAUACGACUAAAGCUCUGAGGCGUCUCUACAAGAGAACACCACUGAGCACAAACAGAACUCCCGCUGACGGUUAAGCAGGUACCGGUGGUGAAACCCAGUCAUGAACCCAGGAGCACCAGUGGGCUUUUACCCUCCUUUGUGUUUUCAAAUCUUUAUUGCAGCUGUCCCUGACAAAACGUUUAUCAACAGCUUUUGUGUCUGAGUUUAUUUAGGCCCACGUGUAGAACACAUGUCAUUUUAUGCUAAAAGAGAUAGUUCUGCAUGUUUGGAAGAGGCUUAAUGGGACAACUUAACCUAACACAAAGACCACAUGCACGUCCAAGCUCAAAACUAACAAGAUAUAUCUUGUUAUUGUGCAAAAAUGACAAUUUGCUGUUUUUACAGAAAGAAAAGUGCAGGAUUUUUUCCUGGAAGUAAAAAAAGUCUUGCACAGGAUCCUCUGUAAAACACUGACCUGUCAUAUUUACACCUUAAGUGAUUUGAACUAACAAGUUAUAGUGUGACAGUGAGCUUUAGAUGUGCUUGUAUGCAUUUCUUGUUAUAGCUGGACAGAGGCUAGCUGUACCCCCUGGUUCCCAGUCUCUAUGCUAAGUUAGCAUUUAAAUGAAGCAGUCUCCUGGCUGUUUAUAAAUAAUGACUGAUAUAAGAGUGAGAUUGAUCUUCUAAUGCUCCGCCUGAAAGCAAAUAGAGAUACAGUAUGUCCCAACAUGUCAAAUCACGCCUUUAAACUGUCCUGUGUGUGUGUGUGUGUGUGUGUG
Molecule: messenger RNA, 2700 nt
Organism: Limanda limanda (common dab)
Lineage: Eukaryota; Metazoa; Chordata; Actinopteri; Pleuronectiformes; Pleuronectidae
Gene: marveld2a
Product: MARVEL domain containing 2a
Exons: 9
Coding region: 237-1952 (571 amino acids)
Biological process (GO): bicellular tight junction assembly
Cellular component (GO): bicellular tight junction; cytoplasmic vesicle; apical plasma membrane
Source: RefSeq, a predicted model, not a curated record